UGCAGUUCCCGAGCCCCGUGUGCGGCACCGCCACAGUCGGGGCAGCGGCGGCCGGGGGAGCGCUACUACCAUGAACUGCCCUGCGCUCCUCCCCAGAGCUGCUCAUCCGGGUCGGGCUGGACACGCAGUCAGGGCACCCCGCCGCCGCUCCCCGUCUCCCUUCGGCUCCAUCUCCUCCGCCCUCUCCUCUCCUCCCUCCACCUUCUCUUCCUGCUUCCCCCCCUCCCCCGCCGCGGAUCCUGGCCGCCGCUCUCCAGACCCAGGAUGCCGGGGGGCAAGAGAGGGCUGGUGGCACCGCAGAACACGUUUUUGGAGAACAUCGUCAGGCGCUCUAGUGAAUCAAGUUUUUUACUGGGAAAUGCCCAAAUUGUGGAUUGGCCUGUAGUUUAUAGUAAUGACGGCUUUUGUAAACUCUCUGGAUAUCAUCGAGCUGACGUCAUGCAGAAAAGCAGCACUUGCAGUUUUAUGUAUGGGGAAUUGACGGACAAGAAGACCAUCGAGAAGGUCAGGCAGACUUUUGACAACUACGAGUCAAACUGCUUUGAAGUUCUUCUGUACAAAAAAAAUAGAACCCCCGUUUGGUUUUACAUGCAAAUUGCACCAAUAAGAAAUGAACAUGAGAAGGUGGUCUUGUUCCUGUGCACAUUCAAGGAUAUCACGUUGUUCAAACAGCCCAUAGAAGAUGAUUCAACGAAAGGUUGGACGAAGUUUGCCCGAUUGACGCGGGCUUUGACAAACAGCCGGAGUGUUUUGCAGCAGCUUACGCCAAUGAAUAAAACAGAGGUGGCCCACAAGCACUCACGAUUAGCUGAGGUUCUUCAGCUGGGAUCAGAUAUCCUUCCUCAGUAUAAACAAGAAGCUCCAAAGACACCACCACACAUUAUUUUACACUACUGUGCUUUUAAAACUACGUGGGAUUGGGUGAUUUUAAUUCUUACCUUCUACACGGCCAUUAUGGUUCCUUACAACGUUUCUUUCAAAACAAAGCAGAACAAUAUAGCCUGGCUGGUGCUGGACAGUGUGGUGGAUGUUAUUUUUCUGGUUGAUAUUGUUUUAAAUUUCCACACCACUUUUGUGGGGCCUGGUGGAGAGGUCAUUUCUGAUCCUAAACUCAUAAGGAUGAACUACCUGAAAACUUGGUUCGUGAUUGAUCUGCUGUCUUGUUUACCUUAUGACAUCAUCAAUGCCUUUGAAAAUGUGGAUGAGGGCAUCAGCAGUCUCUUCAGUUCUUUAAAAGUGGUGCGUCUCUUACGAUUGGGCCGUGUUGCCAGGAAGCUGGACCAUUACCUAGAAUAUGGAGCUGCGGUCCUUGUACUCCUCGUGUGUGUGUUUGGACUUGUCGCCCACUGGCUGGCCUGCAUAUGGUAUAGCAUUGGAGACUACGAGGUCAUCGAUGAAGUCACCAACACCAUCCAGAUAGACAGCUGGCUGUACCAGCUGGCCUUGAGCAUUGGGACUCCGUAUCGAUACAAUUCCAGUGCAGGGAUAUGGGAAGGAGGACCCAGCAAGGAUUCUCUGUAUGUGUCCUCUCUCUACUUUACCAUGACAAGCCUUACAACCAUAGGGUUUGGAAACAUAGCUCCUACCACAGAUGUGGAGAAGAUGUUUUCAGUGGCCAUGAUGAUGGUUGGCUCUCUUCUUUACGCAACUAUUUUUGGAAACGUUACCACAAUUUUCCAGCAAAUGUAUGCCAACACCAACCGAUACCAUGAGAUGCUGAAUAAUGUUCGGGACUUUCUGAAACUCUAUCAGGUCCCAAAAGGCCUUAGUGAACGAGUCAUGGAUUACAUUGUCUCUACGUGGUCCAUGUCAAAAGGCAUUGACACGGAGAAGGUACUCUCCAUCUGUCCCAAGGACAUGAGAGCGGAUAUCUGUGUUCAUCUAAACCGGAAGGUUUUUAAUGAACAUCCUGCUUUCCGACUGGCCAGUGAUGGGUGCCUGCGUGCAUUGGCAGUAGAGUUCCAAACCAUUCACUGUGCUCCUGGGGACCUCAUCUACCAUGCUGGAGAAAGUGUGGAUGCCCUCUGCUUUGUGGUGUCGGGAUCCUUGGAAGUCAUCCAGGAUGAUGAGGUGGUGGCUAUUUUAGGGAAAGGUGAUGUAUUUGGAGACAUCUUCUGGAAGGAAACUACCCUUGCACAUGCCUGUGCCAAUGUACGGGCUCUGACUUACUGCGACCUGCACAUCAUCAAGCGAGAAGCCUUGCUCAAAGUCCUUGACUUUUACACAGCUUUUGCAAACUCAUUCUCAAGGAACCUCACUCUGACAUGCAAUCUAAGGAAACGGAUCAUCUUCAGGAAAAUCAGCGACGUGAAGAAGGAGGAGGAGGAGCGCCUCAGGCAGAAGAACGAGGUGACUCUCAGCAUCCCCGUGGACCACCCGGUCAGAAAGCUCUUCCAGAAGUUUAAACAGCAGAAGGAGCUGCGGAGUCAGGGCUCGACACAGAGUGACCCUGAGAGGAACCAGCUCCAGGUAGAAAGUCGCUCCUUACAGAAUGGAGCAUCCAUCACUGGCACCAGUGUCGUGACGGUGUCACAGAUCACUCCUAUUCAGACGUCGCUGGCCUAUGUGAAAACCGGUGAAUCCCUCAAGCAAAACAACCGCAAUGCCAUGGAGCUCAAGCCCAAUGGCGGUGCUGACCAGAAAUGUCUCAAAGUCAACAGCCCGAUAAGAAUGAAAAAUGGAAAUGGGAAAGGGUGGCUGCGGCUCAAGAACAACAUGGGAGCCCAGGAGGAGAAAAAGGAAGACUGGAAUAAUGUCACCAAAGCUGAGUCCAUGGGGCUCUUGUCGGAAGACCCCAAGGGCAGCGACUCAGAGAACAGUGUGACCAAAAACCCAUUAAGGAAAACAGAUUCUUGUGACAGUGGAAUUACAAAAAGUGACCUUCGUUUGGAUAAGGCUGGUGAGGCCCGGAGUCCACUCGAGCACAGUCCCAUUCAGGCUGAUGCCAAGCACCCCUUCUAUCCCAUCCCCGAGCAGGCCUUACAGACCACACUGCAGGAAGUCAAACACGAACUCAAGGAGGACAUUCAGAUGCUAAGCUGCAGAAUGACUGCCCUUGAAAAGCAGGUGGCAGAAAUUUUAAAAAUACUGUCAGAAAAAAAUGUACCCCAGACCUCUUCUCCCAAAUCCCAGAUGCCACUCCAAGUACCUCCCCAAAUACCAUGUCAGGAUAUUUUUAGCGUUUCAAGGCCUGAGUCCCCUGAAUCUGAUAAAGAUGAAAUCCACUUUUAA
Molecule: messenger RNA, 3231 nt
Organism: Fukomys damarensis (Damara mole-rat)
Lineage: Eukaryota; Metazoa; Chordata; Mammalia; Rodentia; Bathyergidae
Gene: Kcnh5
Product: potassium voltage-gated channel subfamily H member 5
Exons: 11
Coding region: 265-3231 (988 amino acids)
Biological process (GO): potassium ion transmembrane transport; regulation of membrane potential
Cellular component (GO): membrane
Molecular function (GO): voltage-gated potassium channel activity
Source: RefSeq, a predicted model, not a curated record